AUAGUUGCUCUGUUUCCAUAUCUGGAAGACCCAUAUGCACCACAUGGAUAUGAACAUUACUACGAUCCAGAGAGUGGUUCAGGAUACCUUGCAUGGCGGUUGAAGACCAUUCAAAGAAAAUCUGCAGAGGAAAGAGGUGCCUCAGUUAGCAAAUCUCCCAAAGUUGGUGGGCCAUGUCAUGGUCGACGCAGGCCUGUCACUGCUGAAAAAGAGCUUUCUGAUGAGAGUGUGGAAGCAGCUAUUGCUGUUUUGAAACAUUCUGCUGAUGAAGAGACUGUCCGUGAGAAGAUGAAAGCUACUUUUGUUUAUCGUCAUUCAAUGGUCAACGAUGAAAAGAAAGCAACAGAUGUCUUCUUAGUCUUUCCACGGUUUCUCGACACCCCAGGAUUGAUAGAACAAGAUUUCAGACUUCUAUUUGGUGAGGCUACUGCCAACAAAUUCUUGGAGAGCUGGCCCACCAAUCUCAAAGCAAAAUUUAUAAAGGAAAGCCAUGGAUUGAUACCCACCACAGAGCUCUUGGAUUUAAUGCGGAGUGCUGAGUCAGCUGCUGAAGCUGAUAAUGGCUGGGACAGUGACAUGUCUGCUAUAUUGCUCCUGCUACAUUUGCUACCCCCAUCUGCACAAGGACGAAACAGACCUGGAAUGAUGUAUGCAUCUCAAGCUGUAGAUCAUGUCAUCAGAUUCUUAAAGGCUGGAAACAGUGUACAGCAGCAUCUAGACAACAUAGCCCAAAGCAGUCAGCCCUACCUUCUUGCUCAGGGACCCAAAAGAAGCAGAAUUCACACUUUCUUCAUUGUGAUCGACAAGCAUGCACUUCCAUGUAAGUCGACAGGUUUAGUGGGAGCCCUUGACAAACUCUUUAAGGCGCAUUAUGUUUUCUGUACAUCAUACAGUCCUUCCCUGACUAACAUUUUCACUUUUCUCCAAACAACCAUUUACAACAUUGACAUUGGAGAAACAAAGGAAACUCCCAGAGUUGCGAGCAAGAAUGCUGCAUUAGUAUCUGAUGAGAUCAAACAAUGA
This is a messenger RNA of Paramormyrops kingsleyae, 1023 nucleotides long. The record is from RefSeq and is a predicted model, not a curated record. Lineage: Eukaryota; Metazoa; Chordata; Actinopteri; Osteoglossiformes; Mormyridae.